GAAACCGAGUUGGCAGUUUACUUCUAAAGGUGCUGUGUUACAUCGGGGAACAGAAAGAGCUGCGUUGGGUAAAUGUGAGAGAUUUUUCUCUCCCCUUUGUGUAGCUCUUUGCAUUGUGCAAACCUGGGGCACUGCACACACUUAACUCAUUUAUUAAUUCUCCACAGAUAGGUUUUGGUCAGUAUGUUUUUGUUACAUUUAUAUAUCUAUGAAGGAAUCAGAACCUGUGGUAUUUUGCUAUGCCGUCUUGCUUAUGUAGUUGGUAUGAUUUUAUAGGUUAAAUUUGUAAAGUAUAUUCAUCUGAGUCUAGCAGGUGGAGUAAUUUGUUAUUUUUGUUUCUUUCAGCUAUGUGUUCUCGUUUUGCCCAAGACCUUUGGCUAGAGCAGAACAUAAGAGAUUCUUUCCAGAAGGUGACACUGAGCAGAUAUGGAAAGUAUGGACAUAAGAAUUUACAGUUAAGAAAAAGCUGUAAAAGUAUGGAUGAGUGUAAGGGACACCAAGUAGGUUAUAAUGGACUUGGCCAAUGUUUGAAAACUACCUAGAGCAAAAUAUUUCAGUGUAAUAAAUAUGUAAAAGUCAUUCAUAAAUUUUCAAAUUCAAAUAGACACAAGAUAAGACGUGCUGAAAAUAAACAUUUCAGAUGUAAAGAAUGUGACAAAUCAUUUUUCAUGUGUUCACGUCUAACUCAACAUAAAAGAAUUCACACUAGAGAGAAUUUCUACAAAUGUGAAGAAUGUGGAAAAACCUUUAACUGGUCCACAAACCUUUCUAAAGAUAAGAAAAUUCAUACUGGAGAAAAGCCCUACAAAUGUGAAGAAUGUGGAAAAGCCUUUCACCAAUCCUCAAGCCUUACUAAACAUGAGAUUAUUCAUACUGGAGAAAAACCCUAUAAAUGUGCACACUGUGGCAAAGCCUUUAACCAGUCCUCACACCCUAGACACAAGAUAAUUCAUACUGAAGAGAAACCCUACAAAUGUGAACAAUGUGGCAAGGUCUUUAAGAAGUCCCCAACCCUUACUAAACAUCAGGUAAUUCAUACUGGAGAGAAACCAUACAAAUGUGAGGAAUGUGGCAAAACUUUUAACCUAUCUUCAUAACUUACUGAACAUAAGAAAAAUUACACUAGAGGGAAAACCUACAAAUGUGAAGAAUGUGGCAAAGCCUUUAACCAGUUUUCAACCCUUACUACACAUAAGAUAAUUCAUAGCGGAGAGAAACCCCACAAAUGUGAAGAAUGUGGCAAAUCUUUUAACCUGUCCGCAAAGCUUACUGAACAUAAGUUAAUUCAUACUGGAGAAAAACCCUACAAAUGCAAAGAAUGUGGAAAAACUUUUCACCGAUCUUCAAUCCUUAGUGCACAUAAGAAAAUUCAUACUUGAGAGAAACCCUACAAUUGUGAAGAAUGUGGAAAAGCUUUUAACCAAUCCUCACACCUUACAAGACAUAAGAUAAUUCAUAGUAAAGAAAAACCCUACAAAUGUGAACAGUGUGGCAAGGUCUUUAAGAAGUCCCCAACCCUUACUGCCCAUAAGAUCAUUUAUACUGGAGAGAAAUCUUACAAAUGUGAGGAAUGUGGCAAAGAUUUUAGCCAACUCUCAAACCUUACUCAACAUAAGAAGAUUCAUACUAGAGAGAAACCCUACAAAUGUGAAGAAGGUGGCAAAUCUUUUAACCAGUUCUCACAACUUGCUAUACAUAAGAUAAUUCAUACUUGAAUGAAACCCUAAAAAUGUGAACAAUGUGGCAGAUCUUUUAACCAGUUCUCAAACUUUACUACGCAUAAGAAAAUUCAAACUGGAGCGAAACCCUACAAAUGUGAAGACUGUGGCAAAGCUUUUAACCAAGUUUCAACACUUACUAUAUGUAAGAGAAUUUAUACUGGAGCAAAACCUUGGAAAUUCAAAGAAUGUGGCAAGACUUAUAAUCCUCAAAACUUCCUACGUGUAAGAAAAUUCAUGCAGGGGAGAAACCCCACAAAUGUGAAAAAUUUGGUAAAUAACCAGUUUUCAACCCCUUUUACACAAAAUUCACACUGGAGAGAAACCCCACAAAUAUGAAGAAUGUAGUAAUACUUUUAACCAAUUCUCAAACCUUACUAAACAUAAGAAAAUUGAUACUGAAAAUGUUACAAACCAGAGAGAUGUGACAAUGAUUUUAACAAAACCUUCCAACUUUUCUAAACAUAAAGGAAAUCAUACUGGUAAGAAAUUCUAAAAAUGUGAAGAAUGUAACAAAGCCUUUAAAUGGUUGUCACACUUGAUUGUAGGUAAGAUCCAUACUGGAGGAAACUCCCAGAAGUGGGAAGAAUAUGGCAAAACCUUAAUUCCUACACCUUAUUGCACAGGAAAGCAUUUAUACUUCAGAAAAAAAUUGUACUGAUAUAAAGAAUGUGGAAAAGCCGUUAAUAUGUGCUUACAUCUUAUUCAACAUUAGAGACUUAAUACUUAAUAAAAGCAUUAUAAAUUCAAUUACUAUCAAAAACUCA
This is a messenger RNA of Chlorocebus sabaeus (green monkey), 2485 nucleotides long. The record is from RefSeq and is a predicted model, not a curated record. NCBI's taxonomy places the organism in Eukaryota, Metazoa, Chordata, Mammalia, Primates, Cercopithecidae.